ACAGGGCGCUCGGCCACUCGGGCUGUGCAGUGUAGAGAAUCAGGACCUGUUGCAACUCGCCGCCCCCUGGUGACACGCUCGGCACCGCCCGGGAGGUGCGGCCAGCUCCCGCCCGCGCAGGUGCGCCUCCCUCCACCCGGCUUCCUGGGCGCCACCUUCGCAGCGGCGGCGGCGGCGGCGGCGGCGGUGGCGGUGACGGUGGUGGCGGGUACCUCUUGGCUCUGCACAGAUGAACAUUUGAAGGUACCAUCAUCAAACAUCUGCAACCAUGGAGACCUCAUCAAUGCUUUCCUCACUGAAUGAUGAGUGCAGAUCUGACAACUACAUCGAGCCACACUACAAGGAGUGGUACCGUGUGGCUGUUGACACUCUGAUUGAACAUGGUGUGGAGGCCUACCAAGAAUUCCUCAUCAAGGAGCGUGUGCCAGACUUUCUAGCUGAAGAAGAAAUUAAUUAUAUUUUGAAAAAUGUCCAGAAGUUUGCACAACAUACAGAGCGUGGUUCUGAUAAUUCCUGUGAUGAUGCCUCAUCUUCGGGGACUUAUUGGCCCAUGCAGUCUGACGUGGAAGCUCCAAAUCUUGAUUUAGGCUGGCCAUAUGUGAUGCCUGGACUCUUAGGGAGUACCCAUAUAGACCUCCUCUUUCAUCCACCGAGAGCACAUCUACUUACAAUAAAGGAAACUAUCCGGAAGAUGAUAAAAGAGGCAAGAAAGGUUGUUGCUAUAGUGAUGGAUGUAUUUACUGAUGUGGAUAUUUUCAAAGAAAUAGUAGAGGCAUCGACACGAGGGAUAUCUGUAUAUAUUUUGCUUGAUGAGUCCAAUUUUAAUCAUUUUCUAACUAUGACUGAAAAACAGGGUUGUCAAAUUCAACGUCUCAGGAACAUUCGAGUACGGACAGUAAAAGGCCAAGAUUAUCUUUCAAAAACAGGAGCAAAAUUCCAUGGGAAAAUGGAACAGAAAUUUUUGUUAGUUGACUGCCAGAAAGUGAUGUACGGUUCUUACAGCUACAUGUGGUCAUUUGAAAAGGCUCAUCUCAGCAUGGUUCAGAUAAUCACAGGACACCUUGUAGAGUUAUUUGAUGAAGAAUUCCGCACACUCUAUGCCAGGUCCUGUGUCCCAAGUUCUUUUGCUCAGGAAGAAACAGCAAGGGUGAAGCCAGGCAAAGCUCUGUGGGAGAAUGGCAUUUACCAGCGAUCCAUUUCUUCAUUAGCUUCUGUUUCCAGCCAAAGAAACCUUUUUGGUAGACAAGACCAAAUUCAUAAAAUAGACUCUAGUUACUUCAAAGGCAGAGGGAUAUAUCCCCUAAAUGAGCAUGACAAACACAGCAUGAGAAAUCAUGGAUACAAGCCUCAUUUUAUUCCAAACUUCAAUGGUCCAAAUGCAAUCCGUCACUUGCAACCCAGUCAGAUCAAUGAAAACUGGAAAAGGCAUAGUUAUGCUGGGGAACAACCAGAAACAACUCCGUAUCUGCUGCUCAACAGAGCUCUGAAUCGAACUAAUAAUGCACCUGGACACUGGAGAAGGCCUUCAGACAGUCUCAGUGUGGCAUCCUCAUUACGAGGAGGCCAGGCAAGCCAGACAAACAUACCUGCACAGAGUUUUGCUGAUCGGCUUGCUCAGAGAAAAACAACAAAUCUUGCAGAAAGGAAUUCAAAUGUGCGGAGAUCAUUUAACGGGACAGAUAAUCAUAUCCGCUCUCUACAGCAACGGAUGCCAACUCUGGAGAAUACCACCAAAUCUUUUCUGCGAAGCUGGAGAAUUGACUCCUACUUAAAUGAUAAUUCAGAGGUCCCAUCUGAUUCAAAUGGCUCCACCCUGGAUGACAGAUUUGAAGGCUGCGAUAGUCCCGAGAACGUGAAAGCCAAUGCGCUCUAUACUCAUUCAAGGCUUCGUUCCUCAUUUGUGUUUAAACCAACUUUACCUGAACAAAAAGAAGUCAACAGCUGUACAACUGGCUCCUCAAAUUCCACCAUCAUCGGAUCUCAAGGAAGUGAUACACAUGGUGAGGUCCAAGAGAGUUCAGCCAGUGCACUGCCCUUGACAGAAAAGCCCUUGCCUGAAUCAAUCCCCAAGCUCCCAGCACAGUCAGAAGUGCCAAAAAUGCACAGUUUGCAGGUUCCUGAAAAGUCACCAGCAAUCUCAAACCAAACAACAAACGGCCGAGCAGAUUUAAACAACUGUAUAUACACAAACCUGUGUGUAAAUAAGCAGAUGGAAAGCACAAAAACCAAGCCAAACGAGAACCUGCUCAAAAGGCGAAGUUUCCCGUACUUUGACCACUCAAAAGUCAAUUUAGAUCAUGGAAACAGCAAGAAUUAUGUGUAUAGUACCCUUACCAGAAAUCGGGUCAGACAACCGGAAAAACCCAAGGAGGACGUGCUGAAGGCUUCUAAAAGCAUGCACAAUGUGACCCACAGCACGGAUGAGGAGGAAGAGGAGGCUGUCAAGAGACACCCUCCAAGUAGCUCGGCCACCAAAUCUAUUUCCAUUGCCGCUUUGCUUGAAAUGAAUAAAGAGGACCCCAACAAAGAACUUACUUCUAAGAAGGACGUUAAAGGCUCCCCAAGCUUUUUGAAAAAGGGAUCUCAGAAGUUAAGGUCCUUACUUAGUCUCACUCCAGAAAAGAGAGAAAACCUGUCUAAGAACAAGGCGCCCGCGUUUUACAGGAUGUGUAGUAGUUCUGACACGUUGGUUUCUGAGGGUGAAGAGAAUCAGAAGCCCAAAAAAUCCGAGCCCCGAGUUGAUUCAUCUCCUAGAAGAAAGCGCUCAUCCUCGUCAAACUCUCAAGGCAGCAUCCACAAGAGCAAGGAGGACAUAGCAGUUACCACAUCUCCAGGGACAAAUUCCCAAGCAGAGGAAAGUAGGAGAACAGCGCCUUCUCCCAGCCCUGUUCAAAGGAGGUUUUCAGAGAGAGCAGGAGAUGCCUCUGCCCCAAGAUUUAACACAGAACAAAUCCAAUACCGUGAUUCCAAGGAGACCAGCGCAGUCAUUGCUCCUCAAAGACGGCCAACCUCUUCUCCAGUGCCAAAGUCCAGUGAGCUCCUGAGAUCGCAUUCAACCAACCAGCGAGUUUACAGUCGAUUUGAGCCAUUUUGUAAGAUUGAGAGCGCUAUUCAGCCAGCAAGCAGCAUGACAAACACACAUGUCAACCGCCCAGAAGUCAAACCCACAGCUACCGGCAGCAGCUAUGGCAGGUCCAGCCCCAUGCUGAAUUACAAGACUGGUGCUUAUCAUUCAUACUCCCCCAAUGAAAAUAAGUUCCGAGGAUUUAUGCAAAAGUUUGGAAACUUCAUCCACAAAAACAAGUGAAGUACUUUCAUUUCAAAUCGCAAUUCAAAUAUGAAAUGAAUGUGGCUGUAAAUAUUUAUCCUAAGAGUCUGCACAGAUUUUUGUACCAUGCCAAGAGUGUUCUGUAUUAGAAGUGGGGAAUGUGUAGUAGUGUACAGAAAAGUUAAUGUUAUGUGGUAAAAUAAGGACUAUCUCAGUAAAUGCAUUACAAUGUUGUUUUUAAAUGGCAAUAGGUUUAACAAAAGGAUGGGAUUCAUUGUUUUCUAUCUAUAAAAAUCUCAAGUGUGAAUUAGAAGAAUCUUCAGAAAAGAGACUACAGAUAUAUUUUUGAUCACUCCUUCUGAAGUCUUCAUUUAAAAACACUUCAGAUUACUUACCUCUGGUGCUUUGUGAUAUAACUUCCACUUUUUUUGUAUUUUCAGAAAUAUAAGAAAAUAGAACAAAGCCUUUUUUGAUAAAUUCUGUAGAAUAACGAGAUAUUUUAUUGUUUUAUUAUCUUUCCUAUGCAGCAUUGCACAAAAAAGAGUAUCAUUUGAAUUAUGUAGGCCAGUGAGUUUUAUUGAGCCUGAAUGCUGGUAUACUACACACACACACACACACACACACACACACACACACACACACACACACACACACACAGCUUUGCACUUUUUCAUCAGCUGCCUUUUUUUUUAUAGUCAUGCCUUAAUUAAAAUUUAAAAUAGGUGAGCACAAUGUGGGAAUCCUCCCCUUCUACCUAUCAAGCCUUCUAAAACUGUUAGGAUUCUUCUGAAUCUUGUGUUAAAUUGACAUGGCAAAUGCAGAAAUGCUGUUUGAAAAUGGUUCACUUUUUUAAAGUUUGGGUUGAAUGUGGUGUGAUGACAUGCUCUUUCAUGAGGGUUGGAUGGUGGCAGUGAGAACCAGGCCUUGUAUCUCAUUAUGGUAUAGACAGGCUGGAUGGAAACAUUUCCAUACCUUAGCUUGAUGGUUAUAUUUAGGUCACCAGAUACCAUUUGUCAUUUUUUAAAAGAGCAAAAACUUCUUGUUUAUUGCAGAAACUUUGACAUGGAUUUGUUUUAUGUACAACAAGAAGCAGAAGAUAGAGUGGAAGAAUAUUUUGAUAUUUUGAGGCAAGGUUUCUCUGUGUAAUAAUCCUGGUUGUCCUAGAACUUGUUUUGUGUAACAAGCUGGCCUUGAACUCACAGAGUCUGCCUCCCUCUGCCUCCCAGGUUCUGGGAUUAAAGGCAUAUGCCACCAAUGCCCAACUUCAAAUAUCUUAUUUAAUAUUUUCAAGAUUGCUAAGCAGAAAACUUAAUAAGCAAUUUUCAGUUGAUACUAACAAACAUCAAUGUUCUGUUUUUUAAAUAAUUUACCUUAGAAGAAUACUGAUAGGAGAGACUAUAGAAUGGAACACCUAACAUUUCCUGAGCUACAACCAGGUCAUGCCUUACAAACUUGUUCCAUCACAUGUUUAUGAUAGCAUUGCCACUGAUGUUUAUAAAUUAUUGAGAUUUCACUUGAAAUAUGAGACUUGGAGAUAAUGUUCCUAGUGACAUAACUAAUAAAUAAUGGCUCUAAAUUACAGCGUUUCUGCAUGACAUUAGCAUUCUGUCCCAAUUGGUUCAAUAUCCUGCCCUAUUAGAUUAGAAGAAAAGAUUUACUCCCUAACUAGGAAUCAACCAAGAAAUGUUUAGUUGAAUUUCACCAGACAACAGGGCAAAGUAGGAUUAGAUGAUUAUAGUAGGUAAAGAUAGAAGAGGAAGGGGAGAAUCAGUUCUUAUGGACUUAGGCAGGGCCAGUUUUAAUUGCUUUGUGCCAUUUCCAUCUCCUGGUUGGCCUCUGAAAAUAAGAGGAACCAGGGUGAGUUGUAACAUUUGGGGCUCUGAGGAAGAAAAAGAUGUGGAGGGGGAGAGAAGUCCGAUGUUGUAUAUUUACAAUAAUCUCAGGAAGGACAUCCAUUUAGAUAAAACUACACUUCACAAAAGCUAGUGCAUGCUUCAUGAUAUGCAUGGCACCGGAUGCUAUAGGCUGGAUUUCAGCACAGAGCCUGUGUUUUAGUCUAGCAUUCUGCACCUGGUCACUUCAUAUCUGCUUUGAAGUGUUAAUUAUUGCCUUACUCUUUUGCUCAUUCUCUUAUUAUAAACUACAGAUGUACACUGGUACCUACAGAGGAAUAAUAUUUUACGAAUAAGAAUGUAGAAUAGGUACCCAGUUUCACAUCAUUACAAAAGAAGCUUUAUAACCUCCCCUUGUAAUUGAGGAAAUUGCCAAGUUUUGCAGUUCUGGUCUAAUUUGGUCAGAAAUGUAAGCCUGACGACCUUGAGACUGACCAGACUCCUUCCUUGUCACAAGAAAGGAGCCAAUGCAUAGAAACUGUGACUUAAAAACAAGCUUUAAGAAUACAUAUUUCCUUAUAAUUAGACCAGAAGUUCAUAUGUAAGUUUAGUGGCACUUAAUAGAGCAACUUCUAUAAUUUCUGAAAAUACAGUUAGCUUGUAGAAGCAUCCUUUUAAAUUGUUACUGGUAUCUUCUUUGGGAAUGGGAAGUGGAGGAUGGUUUAUUCCAUCUGCCUGAUAGAUAAUUUAGCCUUUUACAAUACAGAUUUAUUCUCCUCGAUCUCUUUUUUUAUUAUCUUCCUUCUAAUGUCUUCCGUUGGAAGCACCCUUAUGUCUGAAUAUGUACAUAGUUUUCCAAAAUAUCUUAACCAAGAAACUCCCCACUUUUAAGACUGAGAAAACACAUAAUACUUCAAAAAAUUAGCCAUUGUUACAGCUUUCACUAGAUAUUUCUCACAUUUGGUGGAUACAAUUACAGACAAUAUGUUUUCUCUUUUACUUUCCAUUCUAAUAUUGGUAGAAAGAUGUUACUUAUAAGUAUUUUGAUAUUAAACUUUGGCAAUGCACUUCUUCCUCUACAUAGGGCUUUAGUUUCUAAACAGAAGUACAAGGAACUGAAUGUGAUUCCUAAGUGGCCCUUGACAAGUAGCAUAUUAGCACAAGAGAUACUUAUCCUAAUAUGUGAAUAUCCUUCCACUGUAAUGGCAUAGCCAGACCUUGCCAUGGUGUGUUAAAUUAUGGGUACAUGUCAGUCUUUGCCUGUGAAUAAAUACGGACAAAGGCUGAACUUUGGGUGCAUUCAGUUUCACUUUACUCAAGAACUAUUUGGUGUCACUAUUAUUCCAUGGAUACUUUUGUUUUAUGAAUAUCUGUUGUCUUUUAAUGUGCCUUUAGCUAAGGGGUUUAAAGUAGAACCAUUGUUUUACAUUAACUAAACUCAUGAUUAAUGUGGGAUUUUGUUUUAAAAAAUUACAGUCUCAGUGAUGAAAUUAUAAACAAAUCAAUGUAUUAGCUUUUAUACACAUAGAAUAUUACAAAAAUAUCUUAUUCCAAAUUAACUCUUUGAUUAAUAAUGAAUAUUAAAUAAUUUUGUACAAAUACUAUAUUGUUGAGUUUUUUAUCAUUAUACUUUAGAUUUCUUUGUUCAUGUACAUUCCUCCAUUAGAAACUAUAAUCAGGGACUUAGAUGAUAAUUUAUUGCAAGUAUUUCUCAGGGGUCAAGCUGAUGGAUCAGUGGAUAAAGCACUUGAUGCACAAAAAUGUGAGGGACAGAGUUUUGAUCCCCACCACCCACAUAAAAGCCAGAAGGGUGUAGUGUAAUCCCAAUGCAGGAGGAAAAGACAAUCUGGGAGGAGCCCAUGGACAAGCUGGCUAGCUAGACUUGCUCAAUUGAUGAGCUCUACACUCAGUGAAAGGCUCCACCUCAGAAAAUGAAGCAGAGACUGAUCUAGGAGACACGAUGUCAACUUCUGGCCUCCACACGCACAUGCAUGUGCCUGCAUGAACAUUUACAAGCAUGAACUUCAACACAUGCAAAACAACCUCUAAAAUGCAUUUGAUAAACUCAUCUUUCAUAUAGAAUUUUAUCCAUAAUUGAUAAACAUUAACAAUACUUUUCACUGUACAUGUUCAUUUAGUCAAGAAUGGGCCAUGUGCAUGAAGUAAUGUAUACAAAUACCUAUCCCAUCACUCUGAAGCUAUAAAGUUUGCCUCUAUCAAGAACUUAGCAGAAUGGAUUUUUUUCACUAUUUAUCCUCUGGGACUGAAAUUACAGAUGGCUGUGAGCUUCCGUGUGUGCUGGAAAUUUAACCUAAGUUUUCUGGAAGAGCAACCAGUGCUCUUAGUCACGGAGCCAUCUCUACAGCCCUCUUCCAGAUCUUUAGGUCCUUGAACAAUUGUGUAUAUCUUCAGUGCAUUGCUGUUCUUGAAUUUCUCACCUUUGCUGCAGCAUCAAGGUGCUGAUUUCCAGCUAUAAUUCUUUCACAUAUUGCAUGGAAUUUACUUGCUUGUUCACUGGCAUUAAAUAUUAUUGUUGUGUA
Messenger RNA from Mesocricetus auratus (golden hamster), 7640 nucleotides. It is a transcript of the gene Sack1b, whose product is annotated as family with sequence similarity 83 member B. Gene Ontology annotation, biological process: epidermal growth factor receptor signaling pathway. The record is from RefSeq and is a predicted model, not a curated record. Gene Ontology annotation, cellular component: membrane; cytoplasm. The transcript is spliced from 5 exons. The coding region runs from base 269 to 3307 and encodes 1012 amino acids. NCBI's taxonomy places the organism in Eukaryota, Metazoa, Chordata, Mammalia, Rodentia, Cricetidae.